Molecule: messenger RNA, 1111 nt
Organism: Papilio machaon (common yellow swallowtail)
Lineage: Eukaryota; Metazoa; Arthropoda; Insecta; Lepidoptera; Papilionidae
Gene: Hou
Product: glucose-induced degradation protein 8-B homolog
Exons: 4
Coding region: 105-800 (231 amino acids)
Biological process (GO): proteasome-mediated ubiquitin-dependent protein catabolic process
Cellular component (GO): nucleus; cytoplasm
Molecular function (GO): protein binding
Source: RefSeq, a predicted model, not a curated record
GUAAUCUGUGGUCAUUUCAUUAACCACAGAUCGAAAAUUGUAUAUGUUUGUGAUAUUUAUCUCUCAAGAGCAAUUUUUAUUUCCCAAUAAAAACGCAAACGAAAAUGAGCUUCGAAAAUCCGACAAAUAAUGGAAACAAUCAAGAAGAACAUAAGCACGGUAAACCAGAGGGUUAUCAAAUAUCGAGGACAGACAUGAAUAUGUUGAUAAUGAAUUAUUUAGUAACAGAAGGUUUUAAGGAAGCAGCUUUAAAGUUUCAACAGGAGGCAGGGCUGCAGGAGCCUGCGCUCUGCAGUUCUUUAGAUGAGCGGAUACUGAUCAGAGAAGCAGUGCAGAAUGGUCGCAUCCCUGAAGCCAUUGCAAUGGUCAAUUCCUUGCAUCCAGAAUUAUUGGACAAUGAUAGAUUUCUCUACUUCCACUUGCAGCAACUCCAACUGCUAGAGCUGAUACGUGCGGGACGAGCGGAGGAGGCUCUAGCAUUUGCAAGCGCGACGCUAGCUGAGGCAGGCGCUAACGAUCGUGCGGCGCUCGCCGAGCUAGAACGUUCGCUAGCACUGCUAGCUUUCCCCGAUCCACAUUCCUCACCAUUCGCUGACCUACUCUUGCCUGCACAUGGACAAAAGAUUGCAAGUGAACUCAAUGCAGCAAUAUUAAAAAUGGAAAACCAAGAGUACACAAAUCCGAAGCUAUGCAGUCUUCUGCGUAUGAUCCUUUGGUCACAGAGUGAGCUUGACAAACACAAUGUCAAGUACCCAAAGAUGACUGACUUAGCCAAUGCAACUAUAGAGCAGCCAAAGUGACUGCAAAUUUUAGCUAAUAAAUUAUAUUGAUUGGAGUGUUUUAAUUCACAUGACUUCUAUAGACAUUCUAGUGAUGAAAAUCAAAAUAGUAUGCUCAAUCAUAGUUGAUCCAAAAUGUACCUUCGCUGAAGAAUUACAUAACUUUAUGAUGGUAUAUUCUCAUAACUAAUGUAAGUACUGUAAAUAACUAUGGUCAACUAAACAAGCAACUAUUAUAUGGAUAUAUUACGGAAUGUUCAUCAAAGAUAUCAGUAGUAUUGAAUGUUGUUUUGUUUAUAUAUGUUUCUUUUUUUAUAUUAGGUAUAGUUUAG